AUGAUCAUCCCGCCCGAUCCAGAAAAAGACCCCCGCCUAUUCCUCACAUCCUCCUCAACACCCUCCCUCCUCCUCCCUCCCGACUCAGACUCGGAUCUCUCGCCCGCCAACGCCAACGCGAUCUCGGCGGUCGACUAUCCGUAUAAUCCAUUUGGCGACGACGCGAGCGUGCGCAGUGGCGUCGGAGGGGGCGGGGAUGGGGAUAUUGGGGAGUUUCUGCCACCGUACGAAAGGCGGUCGAGGGGCGUGCCGGGGGAUGUCCCGGGCGGACUAGCGGGUGGACGUGAAGGGGAGACGGAGAUGAGGGAGAGAGAGAGGAGUGCGGGGUAUAUUGGGAUAACGAUCCCGAGUACCGGUCACGGCCCCGGCGCGGGUAUGGGCUUGGGCAUGGCGGGAACAGGUAUGUGGAUGGGCAUAAGGGGUAUGAACAUCGCCGAGUCAGAAGGGAGCAUCACUCCCACAGCCUCGACAUACGCUUCUGGCUCUACCGCGCGAUUCCCUACAAUCCCCUCCGAUACCGACACGGCGGUGGGUGCCGGAUCAUCCACCGCCAAGCUCUGGGAAGGGUCCUCGUCCUCUCCUCCCUCCUCUUCCGGAGCUACACCUCAGCAGGGGAACAGGAACGCCAGUGCUAGUGCGAGUGCACGGUGGAAAGGAAAGUCCCGGGCGUUUAUGGGAUUACCUACCAAAUCGGAAUCGGAGAAGGAUCCCCUGUCGACGGGUACGGCACGCGGCACGCGAAGGAGUCGGUGGUGGAAAAAAUAUCGGAGAUGGGUCUGGGGCCUGGGUAUCCUGGGGCUUGUAGGUGUGGGGCUUAUGAUUGGGUUGUUGGCGGGCUUGAGGGGGACGCUGUUCAAGGUGGAAGGACCGCCGGUGCCGAGUGGGCCGGCGUGGCAUGAUGUCGAGCCGGGGGAUAGUAGGUGGAAUAUGGCCUGGGCGGACGGGUCUAUGAACCUCACAUGGACACAGGGAAGAGACGCACCCCCCGCCUCAGAUGGCGUCUUGACAGACUGCAACACCUUCACCCCCUUCAACACUUCCGACCCAUCCACAAACUUUUCCUCCCUCUCCACGCCGUACCCCUCCAACAAGCUCUGGGUAUCGACCUACUUGAUCCCCCUCCAACGGAUAAAUAUGACCGCGGUGCCAUACACGCUUAUUCCCAGCCCGGAUACCUUCUCCGGUAAUUCUACCAAAUCUACCUCGGGGACCUCUGGAAGUGCCACCGCUCCGGUACCAAGAGCAGCAACAACAGGCUUCAACGCCUCGACCUCGGCCUCGGCCUCGGCCUUCCCACUCGGUCUGCUCGCGCAGCUCCCUAUUCUCUCCCGGGGGAUCGCGUCGAGCGGGACCGUAGAGAUUAUAGGCCGGGACGCGGCGGACGAGGUGAUUCAGGGUGGAUCGGAAGGGAACGUCAGGGUGGACGUGGUGGUCCAGUAUGGAGGUGCGCAGGGGGUUGCGGGGAUCAUGAGGGUGUGUGAGGUUACGCAGACUCCCAUCGUGACCGACGGGAAGAUAUCCAACCCUUACACGCUCGAUCCGACCCAACUGCCCUCAUUCCACAUUAUCGUCCGACUCCCGCCUUCCCUCUUCUCUUCUCCCUCCUUCGCCUCCUCUCCCUCGUCCGCGCCCUCGGCUGGAGCUGGACCACCCGGCCGACCACUCUACAUCGCCGACAUGGCUCUCCGCCUCGACAAGAUGGGCGUGCGCGUCGGCAACCUCGCGGGAAUCGUGGACUUUGGGAGCUGGAACGUGACGUCGGAUAGGGGCGGCGCGGUUGUGGAUUAUGUGGCGGCGGAGAGGGUGUGGGUGCAGACUGCGGAGAAUGCGGUGAGGGGGCGGUUUAAUGUUUCGAAGAGUUUGAAUAUCAAUUCUACGGACUCCUCAAUCGUUGCCGACAUCAUCCUGCACGACCCCUCUUCAACUCUCAACACCUCCCUCUCCCGCAGCUUCGUCGCCUCACGCGGACUUCCCCCAUCCUCAUCCCUCAACACCACCACCUACCUCCCUCUCCCCCCUUCCGACCUCGCCACGUCCCUCGCCAACUCUACCGCUUCCGUCCUCACCCACAACUUUACCCACACGGUCAAUACCACCUUCCACACGACGGACGGGCUCAUCCGCCUCAAAUACAUCUCGCACCCACCCACCACCGCCCUCCUCUCCUGGACAUCCCUCUCCUCGGGCGAGAUGGACGUGUCCGUCCACCCAAACUACGUCGGCCCGUUCGCCAUCAAGAACGCAUGGGGGAUGGUCCGGCUCCCUCCUAUCCGGUCUGGCGAGUAUGACGAUCCGCUCGGCACCGGGCGGAGGAGAGCGAUUGUCCAGGGUGCGAUUGGGAUAGAGGAUGGGAGUCUGUUUGCGAGGGGAGGGAUGAAUGAGACAUUGCUGCCCCAGAGCGGGACGACGAUUACGGGCGCGGCGUAUUGGCAGGAAGGGAGGAAUGGGACGUUGACGCCACAGGCGGUACAGCAGGGGGAGGAGGGCAGGAGGGGGAGUCAGAUGGUUUGUCUGGGUGGGUGGGGGGAUGUCACGCUGAGGUUUGACGGAACGUAG
This is a messenger RNA of Dioszegia hungarica, 2556 nucleotides long. RefSeq lists its product as uncharacterized. The coding region runs from base 1 to 2556 and encodes 851 amino acids. The transcript is spliced from 5 exons. The record is from RefSeq and is a predicted model, not a curated record. Lineage: Eukaryota; Fungi; Basidiomycota; Tremellomycetes; Tremellales; Bulleribasidiaceae.